Messenger RNA from Spodoptera exigua (beet armyworm), 1479 nucleotides. The record is from the annotation of a GenBank genome assembly. Lineage: Eukaryota; Metazoa; Arthropoda; Insecta; Lepidoptera; Noctuidae.
AUGGGUCGGCUCGAUCGGAGUGAUACCACGGCCUCAGAAUACUGGCGUAAAACAACUACAGCGUUGUGUUUCGCCUAUGGCACAACAGUUUUGUAUGAUAACAUAUUUUGGGGACCUCAAAUUGAAGACGCCAUGCCUCAAGGUUACGGAGAAGGAUCAGCAAAGAUCUGGGAGCAAUACAUCAAUGAUGCUGAAGUUGUUAAGAUGGAGGCGGGAUGUGGGAGGAUGCAGAAUCGACUGGUGACUUUCAAAGAUGGUCUCCAAGCGUGUGUUAGGUACAGACAAAACACAGACCAAAUUCAAGGAGAAAUAUUCAGUUUUUACGUCGGAAGGCUAUUGAACUUGACCAAUUUAGCCCCUUCUGUUGUUAGGAUAGUUGAUUUAAAGGAUAAACUGUGGAAGAAUGUGGCUAAUGACAUCGCUGCUGCACAAUGGGGAUCUAAUAGGGCUGUGGUUUUGACGCAAUACAUACCAAGUUUAGAGUCAGCAUCAAUACCAGAUGUUUUCCGACCGACAACCAGGCAUUUGAAUAAGCAUGAUAUCCUAAAAAUGUCCCUAAAAGAGAAUGACACGGAAAGCAAGCACAUUUUGAUAGACAAACUACGAUUUAAGGACUUGAAAUCGAGAUCAGAGAUUAAGAACUUCACGUACAUAAACUUGAAAUUGAACAAGAAAAUGAUAGAUAAGUUUCUGGAGCUAGCUCAAUGGUCAGAUUUGAUCAUUUUCGACUAUUUGACGGCGAAUUUGGAUAGAAUAGUCAAUAAUUUGUUUAAUUAUCAGUGGAAUGUUAACAUAAUGGAUGGUCCAGCUCAUAAUCUGGCUAAGAAAAUGGACAGUGGACUUUUAAUAUUUUUAGAUAAUGAAUCAGGACUGUUACACGGUUAUAGACUUUUGAAAAAAUAUAACAUGUAUCAUAGGUUGAUGUUGGAUAAUUUGUGUGUGUUCAGAAAAAGGACAGUGGACUCUUUGCAGAAGUUGUUCAGGACGAAAUCUGUAGGUUCCUUGCUAAGUGAUAUGUUUCAUAAGAAGAAUUCAAUAGUUAUUAGAGAUAUUCUCCCCUCGUUGCCGGAGAAAAAUGCUAAAAUUUUAAUUGAGAGGAUAGUUCCAAGUGAUUUCUGGAUCCAAGAGAUGUGCUUGCGUCCGGGAGCAAUAAGGCACUGCGGCCUCGGCCUAGACCAGGAGAACGGAGUGAUUUUUAGUCAGUUACGUCUUUUGCUUCGAAGAACCAAUAGACCACCACAAAUAGGACGCAAUAGGGCUGCAGUUCAGCCGGGGUUGCAAGGUUCGAUACCCGAGUUACGUUGUGCUCUGGUGAUGGCUGAGUGGAAUACUACACUUUACCACCGUAACUCUUGUCGUGGGUGCUGUAUAAGCAUGGCUCUCCAUGCUUUGGUGUGUCGGCUCGACCGGAGUGAUACCACGGCCUCACACAAAACCAGCGUGAAACAACCACAGCGUUGUGUUCCACCGUGUGAGUGA